Messenger RNA from Rhododendron vialii, 1918 nucleotides. RefSeq lists its product as uncharacterized. NCBI's taxonomy places the organism in Eukaryota, Viridiplantae, Streptophyta, Magnoliopsida, Ericales, Ericaceae. The record is from RefSeq and is a predicted model, not a curated record. The transcript is spliced from 12 exons. Bases 75 to 1289 code for a protein of 404 amino acids.
CAUCCCGUGGCAUAUAUAGCACUCUCCCUGAAAUAGUUGGUGCUGGAAUUAAAAGCUGUAUUUGGAAACCAGAAAUGGCAGACAUCGAAGCUGCUGCUGCUGCUGCUGAUAAAGAACAAGAUCACCGGCAUCACAGCUUUAUUGUUACAGAACCCCUGGAGGAGCAGGAAAAGAAGCAGCCGCCUCACAAGUCCAAACGUGUCGCGUCCCUUGACAUUUUCAGAGGCCUCACCGUCGCUUUGAUGAUUUUGGUUGAUGAUGCGGGAGGAGAAUGGCCUAUGAUUGGGCAUGCGCCAUGGAACGGUUGCCAUCUUGCCGACUUUGUGAUGCCAUUCUUCCUAUUCAUCGUAGGGAUGUCCAUUGUACUUGCUUUCAAGAAAAUACCAAACCAUAUGAUAGCCACAAAAAAGGUGAUCCUUCGAACUCUCAAACUCCUAUUUUGGGGCCUCUUGUUACAAGGUGGUUUCUCACACGCUCCUGAUGACUUAACUUAUGGUGUGGACAUGAAAAAGAUCAGGUGGUGUGGCAUUCUGCAGAGAAUUGCUCUGUCAUAUUUUGUCUUGGCGUUAAUAGAAAUCUCAACAAAAACUGCACAAGCCAAGGGUCUAUUACCUGGCAGGUUCUCUAUAUUCAAGUUAUACUGUUGGCACUGGCUGGUGGGAGCCUGUGUCCUUAUUGUCUAUUUGGCUCUAAUCUACGGAGUUUAUGUUCCAGAUUGGCAUUUCACCGUCAACAAUAUAGAUAGUGCUGAUUAUGGAAAGAUUUUGACUGUAAAUUGUGCUGUAAGAGGAAAACUGGAUCCUCCUUGUAACACAGUGGGUUAUAUUGACAGGGAAGUGCUCGGAAUCAAUCACAUGUAUGCAUAUCCAGAAUGGACGAGAUCUAAGGCUUGCACUAAGAAUUCCCCUUAUGAAGGGCCUUUUCGAAAUGAUGCUCCAUCGUGGUGCUUGGCACCUUUUGAACCAGAAGGAAUUCUAAGCUCAAUAUCAGCUAUCCUCUCUACCAUAAUCGGAGUGCAUUAUGGACAUGUGCUUAUCCACAUGCAGAGUCAUGCAUCUAGACUGAGGCAUUGGGUUGUCAUGGGUCUUGCUCUCCUUGUGUUAGGCAUAACCCUUCAUUUCACAGAUGCUAUUCCUUUGAAUAAGCAGCUAUACAGCUUCAGCUAUGUCUGUGUAACAUCAGGAGCGGCAGCAUUGGUGUUCUCAGCCUUCUAUGUUCUGCAUGCUUUGUGGAACAUGGAGGAGCGGAGGCUGACGGCACUUGAGAGCAGUGGCGGAGCUAGGAUUUAGAUUCCUGUGGGGCCAAAUAAAAACAUGCAAUGCUCAUCAAAUCAACAAAUCAAUAGUCUGAACUCUGAAACGCAAAAAUAUAAUUCCCAAUUCUUCGAUUUGGAUGACCAUUCAACAUUUAAUUGAGUACAGUUAAAAUCUGGCUAUGAAAAGCACCUAAGCACGGAGCACUAAUAAAUGUCUAAACCUAAUAACCAACACACAAAUUUAUUAACUAACAGAGAGGCGGAAACAUCAUGUGUGUUUGUUUUGUUUGAGAAGGAAAAUUUGGAGAGGCUGCAUGAGGGAAAAUACAUAGAGAACACAAUGUGGGUUUGUUUAGUUUGCAAAAGGAAAAUUUAAAAGUAGCAACUUGUAAGUCGCAGCCUUUAUAAACCCCAAGCAAAUGCUGUGAGGCUUUGACACCAAGUCCACUUCCCAGUGAAGACUAAAUUUUAAAUUCUAAUGCCCCACCCAGCCCCUGAACACCUCCGUCCUUGCUUGAGAGGACGUGUUUGAGAGUGUAAAUGAUGUAGUUAACCAUGUUUUUGAUAGCUUAAGCUUUUAGAUGAUUUGUGAUUACUAAUUUAGCACGAAGGUGUAUACUUCCCCCAUAAUCAGACAAUCUGACCUGAUUUGACCCUCCCCUA